GACGCGCGCGGGAGGCUGCGCUGCGGCGCCCGCCGGGACCCGCCGCACUCUGCACUCGGCCGCCCGGGCUGCGGGGACCCGACGGGCACGGACGUGGGGUCUAGGGGCCGGGAGCUGAGUCCCGGCCGGGGCCGGAGUCAGAGCCGGAGCCGGAGCCGGCGCAGCGCAGGGAGGCGCGAGGGCAGUGCGCGGAGAUGGCGGCCUCGGCAGCGGCGGCGGGAGAAGGCAUGGAGCCGCGGGCGCUGCAGUACGAGCAGACCCUGAUGUAUGGCCGUUACACUCAGGAACUCGGGGCUUUUGCCAAAGAGGAAGCUGCUCGGAUUCGCCUGGGAGGGCCUGAGCCCUGGAAGGGGCCUCCUUCCCCCCGGGUACCCCCAGAGCUCCUGGAAUAUGGACAGAGUCGUUGCGCUCCGUGCUGCAUCUGUUCUGUGCGCUGCCACAAAUUCCUAGUGUCCAGAGUUGGUGAAGAUUGGAUCUUCCUGGUCCUUCUGGGGCUCCUUAUGGCGUUGGUCAGCUGGGCCAUGGACUAUGCCAUUGCUGUCUGCCUGCAGGCUCAGCAGUGGAUGUCUCAGGGCUUGAACACCAAUAUCUUACUCCAGUACCUGGCCUGGGUCACCUACCCUGUGGUCCUUAUCACUUUCUCAGCUGGAUUCACACAGAUCCUGGCCCCUCAGGCUGUGGGGUCUGGCAUCCCCGAAAUGAAGACCAUCUUGCGGGGAGUGGUGCUAAAAGAAUACCUCACCCUCAAGACCUUUGUGGCUAAGGUCAUCGGGUUGACCUGUGCCCUGGGCAGCGGUAUGCCCCUGGGCAAAGAGGGCCCUUUUGUGCAUAUUGCAAGCAUGUGUGCCUCCCUCCUGAGCAAGUUCCUCUCCCUCUUUGGGGGGAUCUAUGAGAAUGAAUCUCGGAACACAGAGAUGCUGGCCGCCGCCUGCGCUGUAGGAGUGGGCUGCUGCUUCGCGGCGCCCAUCGGAGGAGUCCUGUUCAGCAUUGAGGUCACCUCCACUUUCUUCGCUGUGCGGAACUACUGGCGGGGCUUUUUCGCAGCCACUUUCAGUGCCUUCAUAUUCCGGGUCCUGGCGGUCUGGAACCGGGACGAAGAAACCAUCACUGCUCUUUUCAAAACCCGCUUCCGGCUGGACUUCCCCUUUGACCUCCAGGAGCUGCCAGCCUUCGCUGUCAUUGGUAUUGCUAGUGGCUUCGGGGGAGCCCUGUUUGUCUACCUGAACCGGAAGAUUGUGCAGGUGAUGCGGAAGCAGAAAACCAUCAAUCGCUUCCUCAUGAGGAAACGCCUGCUCUUCCCGGCGCUGGUGACCCUGCUGAUCUCCACUCUGACCUUCCCCCCUGGCUUCGGACAGUUCAUGGCAGGCCAGCUCUCACAGAAAGAGACACUGGUUACCCUGUUUGACAACCGGACAUGGGUCCACCAGGGUCUGGUGGAGGAACAAGAACCACCCAGCACCUCACAAGCCUGGAACCCGCCGCGUGCCAACGUCUUCCUCACAUUGGUCAUCUUCAUCCUCAUGAAGUUCUGGAUGUCUGCCCUGGCUACCACCAUCCCGGUGCCCUGUGGGGCCUUCAUGCCUGUCUUUGUCAUUGGAGCAGCAUUUGGGCGCCUGGUGGGCGAAAGCAUGGCCGCCUGGUUCCCAGAUGGGAUUCACACGGAUGGUAGUACUUAUCGGAUUGUGCCUGGGGGCUAUGCAGUGGUUGGGGCGGCCGCACUGGCCGGAGCAGUGACACACACCGUAUCCACGGCCGUGAUUGUGUUCGAGCUCACCGGCCAGAUCGCCCACAUCCUGCCUGUCAUGAUCGCAGUCAUCCUGGCCAACGCCGUCGCCCAGAGCCUGCAGCCCUCACUCUACGACAGCAUCAUCCGGAUCAAGAAACUGCCCUACCUGCCUGAGCUGGGCUGGGGCCGCCACCAGCAGUACCGGGUGCGAGUAGAAGACAUCAUGGUUCGAGACGUUCCCUAUGUAGCCCUCAACUGCACCUUCCGGGACCUGCGGUUGGCACUGCACAGGACCAAGGGCCGGAUGCUGGCUCUAGUGGAGUCCUCUGAGUCCAUGAUCCUGCUGGGCUCCAUUGAGCGCUCACAGGUGGUGACGUUGCUGGGGGCCCAGUUGAGCGCAGCCCGCCGGCGGCAGCACAUGCAGGAGCGCAGAAAGGCCCAGAUGUCACCACCAUCAGAUCAGGAUGGUCUCCCCAGCCCCGAGAGCUCCGUCCACUUCCAGGUGAACACAGAAGACUCGGCCUUCAUCCCAGCCCGUGGAGAGACACACAAACCCCUAAAGCCUGCUCUCAAGAGGGGGCCCAGCAAUGCCAGCAAGGUUGGGGAGACUUCCACAGGCAGCAUGGAGUCAGCAGGCAUCGCCCUCAGGAGCCUCUUCUGUGGCAGCCCACCUCCCGAGGCUACUUCUGAUUUGGAGAAGCCAGAAUCCUGUGAAAAGCGCAAGCUGAAGCGAGUCCGAAUCUCCCUGGCGAACGAUGCAGACCUGGAAGGCGAGAUGAGCCCUGAGGAGGUUAAGUUGCUGCUGGACUCUGGACCUGGUUCCUUCCGGGUGUUUGCAACCACCCUCCAGGCUGAUGGGAGGGACUGUGGGAUCCUGGAGUGGGAGGAGCAGCAGCUGAAUGAACCUGUCAACUUCAGUGACUGUAAGAUCGAUCCAGCCCCCUUCCAGCUGGUGGAGCGGACCUCCCUGCACAAGACUCACACCAUCUUCUCACUCCUGGGAGUGGACCAUGCUUACGUCACCAGUAUUGGCAGGCUCAUUGGAAUCGUUACCCUCAAGGAGCUCCGGAAGGCUAUCGAGGGCUCCGUCACAGCCCAGGGCGUGAAAGUCCGGCCGCCCCUCGCCAGCUUCCGAGACAGUGCCACCAGCAGCAGUGACACGGAGACCACAGAGGUGCAUGCACUCUGGGGACCGCACUCCUGCCAUGGGCUCCCCAGAGAUGGCAGCCCUUCUGACAGUGAUGACAAGUGCCAGUGAACCUCUCGAUGGCUUUCCUACUGCAUUGAGAGAGCAGGAAGCAGCCAGAGGCCAGAGCCCAAGCCCUCCAUCCAGACGUGGGUGCUGGCUGCCCCCAGUCUAUCCUGCCUGGAGCCCAACCCAGCAGCUCUCCAGGCCCUGGGCAAGACACAGGCAGGGUCAAGUAGCUCCUGUUUCCCCUUUGAGGGGAAAAGAAACAGAACUAAGAUGGAUUUUAUACUGGAACCUCCAAUGACCAGAUGUAUAUAGAGAUUUACAAAGAUUUUUAUAUUAAUUUAAUAAAACAAAUUCUUAAAUAGAACAAAAUAAACACCUAAUGAGCCA
Messenger RNA from Cavia porcellus (domestic guinea pig), 3308 nucleotides. It is a transcript of the gene Clcn2, whose product is annotated as chloride voltage-gated channel 2. The record is from RefSeq and is a predicted model, not a curated record. Lineage: Eukaryota; Metazoa; Chordata; Mammalia; Rodentia; Caviidae. Gene Ontology annotation, cellular component: plasma membrane. The transcript has 24 exons. The coding region runs from base 195 to 2984 and encodes 929 amino acids. Gene Ontology annotation, biological process: transmembrane transport; chloride transport. Gene Ontology annotation, molecular function: voltage-gated chloride channel activity.